AUGCAUAUCCAUCGGGGGUCAAAGCCCAAGUGGACGCCGCCUCCACGCCUCCACGAUCGCCAGUCCACGCCGCCUCAACGCCUCCACGCCACCUCCACGAUCGCCUCCCCCGACGCCAUCUACGGCCGACGCUGCCCCCGACGCCACCUCACGCCGCCUCCACGAUCGCCUCCCCCGACGCGCCACCUCACCCCGACGCCACGAUCGCCUCCCCCAACGCCAUCUGCGGCCGACGCCGCCCCCGACGCCACCUCACGCCGACGCCAUCUGCCACCGACGCCAGCUCAUGCCGACGCACCAGACAGCGACUGCCCCGACGCCAUCUGCGGCCGACGCCGUCGCCCCCGUCGCCACGUUGCGACCGACGCCAUCUGCCACCAACGCCACCGUGCCGUCGUCCCCCCGGGCCGGCCCUGA
Messenger RNA from Aegilops tauschii subsp. strangulata, 417 nucleotides. NCBI's taxonomy places the organism in Eukaryota, Viridiplantae, Streptophyta, Magnoliopsida, Poales, Poaceae. The record is from RefSeq and is a predicted model, not a curated record.